GGUAACUAGCUACGUACGUUAUACAUUAAUAAUCUGAGCAAAUAUGUUAAUUUGGUAGUAUACCGUUGCCCCAUGGAUUGCUACAAUCUUUUCUCAUUGAAUCAUAAAGUAACACUAACCAGCUACAACCAUGGCAGAGUUACUUCUGGAUUCUAGUAUCCGAAUAUGGGUGGUCUUACCGAUUGUACUGAUCACAUUUUGCGUUGGUAUUAUCCGUCACUAUGUAACCCAACUCCUGCAAAGUGACAAGAAAGUGGAUCUUGAACAGGUGUCUGACAGCCAAGUCCUCCUGCGUAGCCGGAUUUUAAGAGAAAAUGGAAAGUACAUCCCUAAACAAUCAUUUGCCAUGCGAAAGCAAUAUUUAAAUGAUGUGGAAACUGGGUUCUUUAAGAAGGUCAAGAGGAAGGUCACCCCGAAAAACCCAAUGACUGAUACCAGCAUGCUGACUGACAUGAUGAAGGGAAAUCUAACCAAUGUGCUUCCCAUGAUUGUUAUUGGAGGAUGGAUAAACUGGGCAUUCUCUGGCUUUGUCAUCACCAAGGUUCCAUUUCCUUUGACGCUGCGAUUCAAACCAAUGCUCCAGCGUGGAAUUGAACUGUUGUCUCUUGAUGCAUCCUGGGUGAGCUCAGCCUCUUGGUAUUUCCUCAAUGUUUUUGGGCUGAGGAGUAUGUACAGCCUCAUUCUUGGACAGGACAACGCUGCUGAUCAAUCGAGAAUAAUGCAAGAUCAGAUGACUGGCACUGCCAUGGCAAUGCCACCUGAUCCAAACAAGGCCUUCAAGAGUGAAUGGGAGGCCUUGGAGAUUGUAGAGCACAAAUGGGCACUGGAGAAUGUUGAAGAGGAACUGAUGUCUCGAGACCUGAACUUUUGUGGGAUCUUCAGUCAAGAGAUUAAAACCACUUUGUUUUAAUGAGUUUAGCUGACAUAUCUAUUAGAUCCAGACAGUUUCUUUGAUAGUGUAUUAUCAUGGUUCUCUAAGGCAGUAAUAAAAAUGUCUCAAAUAAACAGAAGCCUAUACAUUUUUGGUUCAAGGCAAUAAAGACAAAAUGGUGAGUAGAAUUACCAAACUCGUAUAUUAUUUAUAAAUACUCAUGCCUCUUAGGUUGUUAAAACGCUACAUAUAAAUCAAAUGUGAAUUUUGCAUGUUCAUCUGUCAUGCAUUGGUUCAUUGUUAAGCCUUACUGUUCUGUGAAUGCUGAAUGAUACAAGUUAUCAGCAUCUAGGUAAAAAAAAAUUUGAAAUUCCUUUCAUGUUGAUUAAAUGUGUGUUCCUGUUUUCCAAAAAAGGAAAGGAAAAUAAUGCCAAGUGAAGAUAUUUGGCCAAUCUUUAAUUUAACUAUAAGCUUUAUUUGGCUGAAACUUUUGAAACUUAAAUUCUUUAUUAUUUUUUAUUAUCUAGCCUUAUCCUGGACUGUUUAGACAUAAUUUUUUGGAAUUAAUACAGUUUUGAGAGUAUACGCCGGCUAAAAUGAAAGUGAACGGGGCAACGGAUAUAAGUUGGAAAUUAUAUGAUACAUUCUGUUUUCCAAAAUGGGAAGGCCACUGUGUAUGGAUAUAGGUCUCCCUAUGUUCUCCAAAAUGAACUUUGUAUCAGUGGUUAUGUUCUCCUUGAAACCAAACUAUAUUUUUCAUAAACAAUGCACUACCUCUGAAAACGUCCGUACUCCAGCUAACAGCACAGUGCUGUUUCAAAAGAGCUGAACUAUGGUGCUGACCUCACUGGACUUUACUAGCUAGCAACAAGCACAAUUUACAGACAUUUAUCAAAAUGUUUCGAGAAUGUGCAGUCCCUUAUUUUGUUAGUAAAAUGAAAUCCAGCUAAUUGUCUAAAAGACAAUUAAACAAUCAGACAGGGAAAAUAACUGACAUGGCUGUUCCCAACAUAGUAGUAAUAAUUUCAGUACCUCCCCAUACUGUUCAUGCAGAACGGGACUUACGACAGAAUUAUCCAAACAGCUAUUACACGCCAACUUAGGGACUGGAUUUUGACCGGUUUAAGAUUAAUUCUAAAUAGUCAAUUCACGUUACAAAUGAACUUAAUGUAUAAUGAGUAUUACAAUUACAGUGCAAGUAUCAAAGAUAAAAGUUCUCUUGAGAUUCAAGAUUUUUGCAAGAGCAAAGAUGCAGGCAGAAGGGAAGAAAAUUCAAGAGUGCGCUUCCUCAUACUCCGCUCUGGUUUAUAUCCCAGAACUAAAGGCAUGGGGGUUAAUUUAUUGACCAAAAGAUAGCAAACUAGUCCUGAAGAAUAGACCCCUUAUUAAUUAGGGAGACAAUCCAAUUUAUGCCUCCUGACUAUAUUGUACAACGGAGUGAUCUAUUAAUGGGUUCAGCAUAGGGUCAUUAAGGCAUGACCUCUGGUUCUGUAGUCAGACCAGGGAUAAACAUUUGUAACAUAAACAUUCUGAUAAAAGAACAUGACCAGACACACAGAGUAUAGGCUAGAAAAGGACAAUUGAGGACAUAAUUAUAAAUGGCUGUACUAAAUACUGUUGAAUCCAGUAUGUAUAUAAACAUAGAAUUGUCAUUUUUCGGUUCCUUCAUUACAGAAUUGAGAGUUGUCCAUUGGGUUCCUUCAGCCUCUUUGGAGACUUGGAAUGUUUAAAAAAACUGCAGGGUUGAUAAGAGCUUGAAAGUCAAUGCCAUCUGUUGCACACAUUGGUGCCGAUUCAGCAUCAUCCAUGGACACAUCAUUGUUCUCGAUGGCAUUAGGUAGCAAUAAAUCCCACUCCUAACAUGAACUAGUUUAGUAAACAAACACGGUUACCGGAUAAAUACUCCUUGCAGAUUGAUUUGUGUUGUUUUACCAGCAGCUAAUAGAACCUUUGUUCGAGCUAGUAGUUUAUAGUAGCUAAUGUGAGCUACAGUUCUGUAAAUAAAGCCAGUUACAGAUACAGCAUUCUCACAGACAGAUUAAUCUGUGCGACAGCUGCUUAUACAUUUUCCAGAAAGCAUAAACAGCGAUAAGCAUUGAUACAGUGCUUGUUUUGACUCAAAUUGUUUUCGGAGAACAUACAGAGACUUACAUCAAUAUACCCUGGCCUUCCUGUUUUGGGAAACCUAAUGUAUCAUUUAAUUUGAAACGCUAUAUCCAUUGCCCCAUUCACUUUAAAAAAAUCAAACUUUCAAUACUGUAUUAAUUCCAAAAAAGAAAGUCUUCACAGUCCAUGAUUAGGCUAGAUAAUCUGAAAAAAGGCCCAAGGAUCAAAAAUAGCAAAUCUUUAAUUUAUAGAGGUUAUGAUUUGGUAAAAUAGUUAUAGUAAGGUACAAACUGCCGGUCCUUUAACAUGAUAGUAAAAUAUAUGUUUGUGUGUGUCUGCCAAGACCUCAUUAUUACUGAUUUUGUUUGAAUAGCUUUAAGUUAGUGUCCUUAUUUACUUUUAUUCAGUGGUGCACUGCUGUCACCAGAUUAGAUACUAUGUGUUUAUGAACAUAAAUAUUGGAUAAACAUCCACUUUGCUUCUAUUCAGUAGAUGCCUGACAUUUGGAGUUCAUAGUUUUGUAUUCGUCCCAGAAGAGAUUUUGAUAUGGGGGGAUGAUAUGUAUGUUAUCUAUUCUGUAACUUCUAAGUGUCUGUGGACAUUUUUAAAUAAAUGAAUUUAUGUAGUCUU
Molecule: messenger RNA, 3607 nt
Organism: Esox lucius (northern pike)
Lineage: Eukaryota; Metazoa; Chordata; Actinopteri; Esociformes; Esocidae
Product: ER membrane protein complex subunit 3-like
Exons: 9
Coding region: 131-910 (259 amino acids)
Biological process (GO): protein folding in endoplasmic reticulum
Cellular component (GO): EMC complex; membrane
Source: RefSeq, a predicted model, not a curated record